Lepus europaeus (European hare) is the source of this 3598-nucleotide messenger RNA. It is a transcript of the gene PHTF1, whose product is annotated as putative homeodomain transcription factor 1. The transcript has 17 exons. Gene Ontology annotation, cellular component: endoplasmic reticulum. The coding region runs from base 233 to 2704 and encodes 823 amino acids. The record is from RefSeq and is a predicted model, not a curated record. NCBI's taxonomy places the organism in Eukaryota, Metazoa, Chordata, Mammalia, Lagomorpha, Leporidae.
GCCCCCUCGCCCGCCUCCUGAACACCCUCGCUCCGACCAUUGCAGAGGCUUCCUCGGUCGCCACUGCGCCAGUAUUUUUUUUUUUUGUCGCUGGCAAACAGCCGGAGAAAGAGAUAGUCAGCAGCUCAUGGAGAGGCUGCGAGGAGUCGGGAGAGUAGCCAUCAGCGACUGGCCUCACCCGCUGGUUUUCCUUCGUUUUCAGUGAAAUCCCAUUUUCUGGCUGGAGACACAGAUGGCCUCAAAUGAGAGAGAUGCUAUAUCGUGGUACCAAAAGAAGGGCUUCAAAAACAAACCAAAAAAGAUGGGUCACAUAAAGCCAGACUUGAUUGAUGUUGACUUAAUCAGAGGCUCAACUUUUGCCAAAGCCAAACCUGAAAUUCCGUGGACAUCUCUGACUCGGAAGGGGCUUGUUCGAGUUGUUUUUUUCCCACUGUUCAGCAACUGGUGGAUUCAGGUUACCUCUUUAAGAAUCUUUGUUUGGCUGCUACUGCUUUACCUCAUGCAAGUUAUAGCGAUUGUGUUAUAUUUAAUGAUGCCUAUUGUGAACGUAAGUGAAGUACUUGGACCCUUGUGCCUUAUGUUACUCAUGGGAACUGUCCACUGUCAAAUUGUGUCUACUCAGAUAACAAGACCAUCUGCAAACAACGGAAAUCGGAGAAGAAGAAAAUUACGGAAAACUGUAAAUGGUGAUGGAAGCCGAGAAAAUGGAAAUAAUAACUCCUCUGACAAAGUCAGAGGCAUAGAAACUUUGGAAUCUGCACCCAUUAUUGGUGGGGUUUGGCGGACUCUGUUUGGCAACAGGAUUAGAAGAGUGAAAUUAAUAUCUAACAAAGGGACUGAAACUGACAAUGACUCAAGUUGUCUACAUCCUAUCAUUAAGAAGAGACAGUGUCGACCAGAGCUUAGAAUGUGUCAAACAAGAGAGAAAACAAAAUUUUCAGAUGGAGAAAAGUGCCGUAGGGAGGCUUUUAGGCGUUUGGGGAAUGGAGUUUCAGACGACCUGUCAAGUGAGGAGGACGGUGAAGCACAGACACAGAUGAUGCUGUUGCGUCGGAGCGUGGAAGGGGCCUCAAGUGACAAUGGUUGUGAAGUUAAGAACAGAAAAUCAAUACUUUCAAGGCACUUAAACUCUCAGGUAAAGAAAACCAGUGCAAGAUGGUGUCAUAUUGUGCGGGACUCAGAUAGUUUGGCUGAAUCAGAAUUUGAAUCAGCAGCCUUCAGCCAGGGCUCUAGAUCUGGUGUGAAUGGCUGCUCUCGAAGCCUCAACCUGUCAAGAAGAGACUCAGAAAGCACCCGCCAUGACUCGGAGACCGAAGAUAUGCUGUGGGACGACCUGCUGCAUGGCCCAGAGUGCCGAUCGUCUGCCACCAGUGACAGUGAGGGGACCCACGUGAGCACUCUGCACUCAGGAACCAAACGUGACCCGAAAGAGGACGUUUUCCAGCAGAACCAUUUAUUCUGGCUUCAGAAUUCAAGUCCUGCUUCUGAUCGCGUCAGUGCAAUAAUCUGGGAAGGGAAUGAGUGUAAAAAGAUGGACAUGUCUGUGCUGGAGAUGAGUGGCAUCAUCAUGAGCAGGGUUAACGCAUAUCAGCAAGGAGUAGGUUAUCAAAUGUUGGGAAAUGCUGUCACUAUUGGAUUAGCAUUUUUUCCUUUUUUACAUCGACUUUUCCAUGAGAAGAGCUUUGACCAACUGAAGUCCAUUUCAGCUGAGGAGAUCUUGACUCUCUUUUGUGGGGCACCUCCUGUUAUGCCUGUUAUUAUUUUGUCUAUAAUUAAUUUUUUUGAAAGAUUGUGUCUUACAUGGAUGUUUUUUUUCAUGAUGUGUGUGGCAGAGAGAACAUACAAACAGAGAUUUUUAUUUGCAAAACUCUUCAGCCAUAUUACUUCUGCCAGGAAAGCUAGAAAAUAUGAAAUACCUCAUUUUAGACUUAAAAAGGUGGAGAACAUUAAAAUAUGGUUAUCGCUGCGUUCCUAUCUAAAGAGACGGGGCCCGCAGCGCUCGGUUGACGUGGUCGUGUCCUCCGUCUUCUUACUGACGCUUUCCAUUGCUUUUAUCUGCUGUGCCCAGGUUCUCCAAGGACAUAAGACUUUUCUGAAUGAUGCUUAUAACUGGGAGUUGUUGAUUUGGGAAACAGCUCUACUGCUUUUCUUACUGCGCCUGGCCUCACUGGGGUCAGAAACCAAUAAGAAGUACAGCAAUGUUUCAAUAUUACUCACUGAACAGAUUAAUUUAUAUCUUAAGAUGGAAAAGAAGCCAAACAAGAAAGAACAGCUCACUCUAGUAAACAAUGUAUUAAAGCUGUCCACCAAGUUGUUAAAAGAGCUGGACACACCAUUCAGACUCUACGGGCUGACGAUGAAUCCCCUCAUCUACAACAUCACAAGAGUAGUCAUCCUCUCCGCCGUCUCAGGUGUUAUAAGUGACCUUCUAGGAUUUAAUAUAAGAGUUCUGAACGUCCUGGUCCUCCAGAUUCCCCACCGUCUCUCGACUCGGCGAGGCUGCUUGAUUCAGUGCAGCCUAGAAACUGCAGGAAGCCACCCGGGGGGCCGGGGGACCGGGGGACGCACUGGAUUCCAUGUCCUGUGCUGCCUGCCACCUACAUCCUACAGUCCGUUUUUUAAAAUAUAUAUUUUCAUAUGUAUAUAUGUAUAUAUCCAUAUAUCUCCAUCCCCAUUUGUUCUUAGUUUUAAGGUGGGGGAGUAAAUGCUUCCGCCACCUUAGUAACUGACAGUCUGCCCGCUUGCUGACGCUGAGGGUCCCCGUCUAGUCUGCUCUCCAGUCACUUGCAGCUUCCUCGCUGCCAGGUUAAGACAACUUGACUCUCGCCUCAGCUGCUCUGCUGACUUGCUGGUCUGUUUCUGUUCUUGCCUCGUGCGGUUGGUUCUCCACAGCCACAUGAGUGAACUUGACAAAUAGGAGAUGUCCUCAAAAGCUCAUAGGGAUGCAUAUUAGGAAAAACUGUGCAUGGCUUUCAAAGUUUUUUCACCAAAAUAAAAAUCUCUGUUCUUUGUGAUGAACUUUGUGAAGCAUGAUGUGUUUCUGUCAUUUCUACCUCUGUUCUUAACCGGGCGGUAGCUUCCGUUCGCUUCCUGGGUACUUCCUGGGUACCUCUGUUUGCUUCCUGGGCGGUAGCCUGCAGCGCUCUUUGUUAAUGGGCCCGCUGUCCUCUCCAUCACCGCCUCCAUCACUCCCUGUGCCUUCCCUGCACCACGCUGUUUCUCCUGUGAGCCCUGAGCUGCCUGGAAUAUCUUCCUAUGUUCACCCCUGGUUGGCUAUGCAGCUGUCAGUUCCUUACUUGGGGUAGUUGUGUCAUUCUGGUAGUUUCCUUCAUGGCACUUAAAUCACAGUUAUCAUGUUAAGUCUGCCUACUUGUUUGUCUCCUUCCCCUCAAGAAUCUCAGCACCUUGAAGGUAGGACUUCUGUUCACUCCUAGGUCUCUAGGAUACAGGACAGCACCUGCCCCACAGUCGGUGCUCAAUAAAAAUGCUGACUGAAUCAAGACUAGACCCAAGUCAUUUACCAUUCAUGAAAUGUUGUUGUUGUUAGAAUAUAGGAUGGAAGAGCUGUAGUUUCCUGGUUCUCCUGCCCUCAGUGGUU